This is a messenger RNA of Solanum verrucosum, 893 nucleotides long. Its product is annotated as vesicle transport protein GOT1-like. The coding region runs from base 153 to 575 and encodes 140 amino acids. NCBI's taxonomy places the organism in Eukaryota, Viridiplantae, Streptophyta, Magnoliopsida, Solanales, Solanaceae. The transcript is spliced from 7 exons. The record is from RefSeq and is a predicted model, not a curated record. Gene Ontology annotation, biological process: retrograde transport, endosome to Golgi; endoplasmic reticulum to Golgi vesicle-mediated transport.
CUUAAGUUUAGCUAUUCAACCUUUUAUCUUUUAAAAAAAAUUCUUCAAAGUUUGACGUGAUUAUCUAUCUAUUCGUAAAGGCACCUCCGGAGCUUUAGUUUCUCAAUUUCUCAGGUUUUGAAUUGUGUUUGGGUUGAAUAGAAGCUGCCAAAAUGCUUUCCUUCGAAAUGAAUGAUCGCAAAAAGAUAGGGCUAGGAUUGACUGGAUUUGGAGUGUUUUUCUCAUUCUUGGGGAUCAUAUUCUUCUUUGAUAAGGGACUAAUUGCCAUGGGAAAUAUCCUCUUCUUCUCAGGGGUGGCACUGACCAUUGGUCUCAAGUCAUCACUGCAGUUCUUUAGUAAACGUAGUAAUUUCAAGGGAACAAUAUCAUUUGGUGUUGGCUUUUUCUUGGUUAUUAUUGGUUGGCCUAUACUGGGUAUGAUUCUUGAGGCAUAUGGAUUUGUCGUACUUUUCAGUGGUUUCUGGCCAACAUUGGCAGUUUUUCUUCAGAAGAUACCUAUUCUAGGUUGGAUCUUCCAGCAGCCCUAUAUCAGAUCGUUCUUUGACCGCUACCGUGGAAAACGUGUCCCUGUGUAGUAUCAUUUUCAAAGAUACAAAGCAAGCGAGAUUGAUUAGCCCACAUGCACGAAUUUGUAAAGCACUGUAUUUUGUAAGAUUUUUAUAUCUAGAACAGUGAUGAUAGUAAUAGUUUGUUCCUAGUUGGUUGUAUCGGCCUUUCUGUGCUGCAAUAAUGCAGUUCUUUCUUUGGCCUUUCUAUACUACAAGUGAUCAGUCCAAAAAGCAAAAAAUCAGAUCAUGUACCUAGUUACUAAUAUUAUCCUUUUGUUUUCUAGAUGAAAGUGGAGAAAAAAACUUGAUCUCCAGAUCUUUAAUCAAUGGUAGAAAGCAAGUGUU